AUGUCUUUGUCCCCAGCUUCCUCGAUGACCAGCAGUGACGCCGAUAGCGUCUACCACGAAGAAGACGUGUUAACCUGCCUAUGGAAAAAAUGUAAUCGUCAAUUUGAUGAUGCCGAGACCAUGUAUACCCAUCUCUCGACGGAUCAUGUGGGUAGAAAGUCCACGGGAAAUUUGUGUUUAGAUUGUUAUUGGGAUGACUGUGAUGUGCGAACCUCAAAAAGAGAUCACAUCACCAGUCAUCUCCGAGUUCAUGUUCCUUUGAAACCGCACAUCUGUGAGAAUCUAAAAGGAAAAAAACUUCUCCUUAUUAUAGACAUGCAAGAAAGCAUUCAAACGUCCACAGGACUUGAAGAAACACUACAAAAUUCAUAG
Molecule: messenger RNA, 372 nt
Organism: Acaulospora colombiana
Lineage: Eukaryota; Fungi; Glomeromycota; Glomeromycetes; Diversisporales; Acaulosporaceae
Source: the annotation of a GenBank genome assembly